AUGGCUCGAAUGCAUUCAUUCAGUGGAGUGAGACAGUGCAGUGCAGACACUGAGUCAAGGGUGAAUGGGUGCGGUGUACUCCCAAAACAUCACGGCCCUGCCGCGCCAAUUCCUCCCUCCCUAUUUCUGGGUGACUUGCCGUCUUCUUUUCAUCUUCCUCCCGGUCAUCGAAUAAGUUCUUGUCUUUCACGCUCAGACUUUGCUCCACCUCCCUCUUGCAUCGCAAUCGAUAUCGACAUUCCCCGCCACUUUCAGGUAGUUUGUUGCCUCUCCGACGACUCCAAACAACUUCCUCGGCAACCUGCUUCCACUGCUCAGCAAUUCAACUCUUGA
Fusarium graminearum PH-1 is the source of this 333-nucleotide messenger RNA. RefSeq lists its product as uncharacterized. The transcript is spliced from 3 exons. The coding region runs from base 1 to 333 and encodes 110 amino acids. NCBI's taxonomy places the organism in Eukaryota, Fungi, Ascomycota, Sordariomycetes, Hypocreales, Nectriaceae. The record is from RefSeq and is a predicted model, not a curated record.